CGGGGUUCGGUGAUAUUUUUACAAUAAUGAACUGACUCGGGUUUGAUUUGGGAUCUGUGCACACACGAUGAGUGAGUGUGGGUUAAGGAGACUUUUCCUAACCCUCCUCUUGCUUGACAUUGGAGGAAGCACCACUGUUCAAGGCGAACCUGGGGCAGGAAAAGUUGUCUGGGAAAAAUGGAGCCACGACUAUCUGAAGAACAGCAAGCGUUUUCUGUAUGACACCUUUCCUAAAAACUUUAUGUGGGGCGUGGGAAGCUCCGCGUUUCAGAUUGAAGGAGGUUGGAAAAAGGAUGGAAAAGGACCUUCUGUUUGGGAUCACUUCACCCACAAUGAAUUUUCCAGAUUCAACAACACAACUGCGGAUAUUUCCAGUAACAGCUACACCUUCCUUGACAAGGACUUGGCGGCUCUUGAAUUUCUGGGUGUUACUUCUUACCUCUUCUCCAUCUCCUGGCCCCGGUUAUUUCCAAACGGGAAGGUGGAAUCUGUCAACAGCAAGGGCCUCCAGUACUACAACACACUCAUUGACUCACUAAUACAGAGAAAAAUUAUUCCCAUUGUCACCCUCUACCACUGGGACCUGCCUUUCGCAUUGCAAGAACAACACGGAGGCUGGACGAGCGAGGCUAUGAUUGGCAUAUUUAAUGAAUACGCUAAAUUCUGCUUUCAGACUUUUGGGAAUCGUGUUAAAUACUGGAUCACAAUCCAUAAUCCUUUCCUAAUUGCCUGGCAUGGAUACAAAACAGGAAGCUAUCCCCCAGGACAGAGGGACAAUCUUGCAGCGAUGUAUGUUGCGGGGCACAACAUGAUUAAGGCACAUGCAAAAGCCUGGCACACUUAUGAAAAGGAAUUUCGCCAGUCACAGAAAGGUUUUGUGUCCAUAGUGUUGGGCUCCCAUUGGAUUAAGCCGAAGAGUGAGAACUAUAACUACAAAAAUUUCCAGCAGUCCAUGGACAUGAUGCUUGGGUGGUUUGCCAAACCAAUCUUUGUAGAUGGUGACUAUCCCAAGAGCUUGAAAACACAAAUCGAUCUUCCUCUGCCUGAGUUCACUGAAAAAGAAAAGAUCUUCAUCAAUGGAACUGCAGAUUUCUUUGCAUUCUCUUUUGGGCCAAAUAACUUUCGAUUACUGGAAGAUACUCUCAAACUUAGAGAUCAUUUAUCACUCCACCUUGGACAAGUCUUGAACUGGAUAAAGAUGGAAUACAACAACCCUAGGAUUUUUAUUGCAGAGAAUGGAUGGUUUUCUAAUAACAGUGUUAAAACAGAAGAUACGGUUGCUAUUUACCUUAUGAAAAAAUUCAUAAAUGAGCUAUUAAAAGCUGUCCGCUUUGAUGGAGUCAACGUGUUUGGGUACACCGCAUGGUCUCUGCUGGAUGGCUUUGAAUGGCAGUUUGGCUACACUGUCGCACGGGGGUUGUUUUAUGUGGAUUUCAGCAACAAAAACAAACCCAGGGUUGCAAAAUCUUCCGCUCGGUUCUACAAACAAAUUAUAGAACAGAAUGGAUUCCCAGUGAGUGAGGUUAGCCGCAGUGUGAACGGACAGUUCCCGUGUGACUUCUCCUGGGGAAUUGCAGAGACGGCGCUGCCGGUAAAUAAAGCAAUCUUUUCUCCUGAGUUUGCUGAUCACAGCCUUUAUAUUUGGAACUGCAGUGGAGAUCAGAAGCUUUACAAAGUCACUGGUGUGACCAUGUGGCCCCGUCCAGUUCAAUGCACUGAUUUCAGCAACUUCAAACAACACGUGGCGUUGGUGAGAAGGAUGAACGUGACUCACUACAGUUUCGCCUUCAAGUGGUCCCAGAUAUUACCCCGCGGCGACCUGUCCAGUGUGAACAGAAGCAUUCUGAGUUACUAUCGCUGUAUCAUCAGUGAACUGUUAAAAUUGAAUAUUGCGUGCACCAUCACUUUGUAUCAUCCAACAUACCGCGAUAUUGACGUACCUGAACCGCUGCAGGCGGACGGAGGGUGGCUGAAUAAACAGACAGCUGUGGCUUUCAACGAUUAUGCCAAUUUGUGUUUUCAAGAAUUUGGCCAUUUGGUUAAAUUAUGGCUCACAAUGAAUGAACCGAAUAUAGAGAAUUCGGUUCAGAGAAGCCGCGACAUCUACAAGGCAGCACACAACAUGCUGAUCGCUCAUGCCCUGGCCUGGCAUACGUACAACAGGAACUACAGGGAGAAACAGCGUGGUCUUGUGUCUCUGACACUGCGUGCUGACUGGGCGGAACCAGCAAACCCUUUCCUUGAAUCCCACCGGCAAGCUGCCGAGAGAAUCCUGCAAUUCCAGAUAGCCUGGUUUGCAGAUCCAAUUUUUAAAACUGGCGACUACCCACUUGCUAUGAGAAAUUACAUUCUCCAGAAAAAUGUAAACAAUCUUACGAAAUCACGUUUGCCACAUUUCACUGAAGAGGAAAAACAAAUGAUUAGUGGGAGUGCAGACUUCUUUGCUAUGAGCCAUUUUACCACAAGGCUCGUUUUACACAAACCUAAAACUGGCACCAGGUAUGAAAUGGAUCACGAUGGGAGCUUACUGAGAGAUGUAACUUUGAUGACAUUCCCAUCUCCCUCCCAUUCACUCUUUCCUUUCUUCUCCCGCCGCCAAAAUCAUUCCGAGAUGGCAGUCGCACCGGCGGGGAUACGUAAGGUUUUGGAAUGGAUCAAAUCCCACUAUGGAAAUAUGGACAUUUACAUCACGGCGAACGGAGUUUGGGACAGUUCCGCCGUCAGUGAUGAACUUCGAAUAUAUUAUCAUAAACAGUAUAUUAAUGAGAUGUUGAAAGCACAUCUUUUCGACCAAGUUAAUGUCAAAGGAUACUUUGCCUUGAAAUUAAAGGAUAAAAUUUCAAAUAAGCAGUCCACGAGAUUCCUCAAUGCUUCUGAACCAAAGACUUCAUUAGAAUUUUACAACAAACUCAUCAGUGCCAAUGGCUUUCCUUUGGGAACGUCUGGCAAACAAUGUGCAAACGGGAAUGACAUGCCGGCACAAUGUCCCAUGUGUACGUUUAUAAGAGAGAAAAAAGUAUUUAUAUUUUUAGGGUUCUGUCUCCUACUUAUCACUGUGCUCCUUGCUGCGAUUAUAAUCAUUUACAGAAGAAAAUAAAACAGUGGAGUCUUAAACCUACAACUUCAGGAAAGUAUCCCCUGGCAAGUCGGUUUUGCAGUUCAUACGAUUAUAAACACAGCUUAUACGUUUAGCUGGCUCGAAACCAUAUUUUUCCACUGAAUGCAAAAACAAAAGUCGGGGAAUGAUAUCAUUGGAACCGUUGCAAAAAGUAAAGGCAACUGACAAAAGGCGAAGGACCGUGAAUUAACAGCAUCAGUGCAUUCCAGUUUUACGAUGCUUCUGAUUUCUGAAUGGGAGACAAAUUUGAGUAUCUUAUCCGCAUUUGUUAGAGAUUUUGACCAUGGAUUUUUAUCAAAAUAGGUAUCGGAGUCACAUUUCCUUGUAACUUAUUUACAAACUGUUCACAUCUAAGAAUCGCCUGCAUUAAGCAUUAACAAUAUAUAAAUUAUGAACAAAGGUCUGCUGGAAGUGUACGACUGGAAUCCGAAGGGAAAAACUGGAUAUGUGGCUUUCAUCAGACAUGCAUAGUAAGGGAGACCUAAAACAUCCAAUCAUGUAACAUAAUUACUCCGGGCGCAGUGUGAACUAGUUGGUUAAUAAAUUCUUCACCGAGAUGCUGAAGUGUAUAAAUUUACGGGUUUGUCAAUACCAUUCUAGUGCAGAUGGAUUCAGGAUAACAUUUCGGAUGUUUCAAUUGCUUGGUUGGAUAAAUCAGGUGCUAACUAUAACGUCCACAAUUCGAAAAUCAUGCAUUGGGUUACUUUCGUUGUAUCAACCAUAAAGAUUACCUUGGUUUAACUUAAAGACCAGUAAGAUUUAAAAAAAGCGUAGAUUAUGGUGAUAUAGCACCAGAAUCUACACGGGUGAAGUAAUAAAUGGGCAUAGAAUACUCCACAAAAUUAUGAUCUGCAUUAUUAAAAAAUUACAGCAUCCUAAAAUACACGUUUUAAAAUACUCUAAUCCUAGACAGAACUUGACUUAAAAUUCUCAGAGCCCCAAAUACAACGUGCAAAGAUUUUACCUUUACGUUUUAUGUGAAUUGGGGAAAAAUCCGAGUCAGCCAGCAAUGAAACAGGAAUGGAAUUAUAUUAAACGGCGCUGAAUCAUACAACACAUCUGGAAUCGGCCCAUCACUAGACAAGCAGAAGACAUCUGUUUUAUCCAACCAAGCAAUUGAAACAUCCGAAAUUUUAUCCUGAAUGCUCUGAGAUUGACUCCCACGGCUGGUUGUCGUUUAAACUCAUUCACUUCGUCUUGGAGAAUUGUUAGCCUUGUUUUACUGGCCGUGGAGUCGAUGGUCAGUAAACAAAAAACAAAGUGAAAGAGGUAUUGCAUGUAUUUGAAUAUUUCCAUCGAUGGAAUGUUUGCAUGCAUGUGUAUUUAAUUUCAUACAUCUCAACAGGCUUUGCUAUAGCUAGAAACUAUAAUUUUGAAACUUGCAGUGUGACCAACGUAUUUCUUUAUAUGAAAUGUGUUAUUUUAAUUAAAACGUGUAUAUGCACAUUUUUAAUACUUCAUGUUUGAGUUCCCUUUUCACUCCUUUGUAGAAAGACAAG
This is a messenger RNA of Pristis pectinata (smalltooth sawfish), 4617 nucleotides long. Its product is annotated as beta-klotho-like. The record is from RefSeq and is a predicted model, not a curated record. The transcript is spliced from 5 exons. Lineage: Eukaryota; Metazoa; Chordata; Chondrichthyes; Rhinopristiformes; Pristidae. Gene Ontology annotation, molecular function: fibroblast growth factor receptor binding; fibroblast growth factor binding; hydrolase activity, hydrolyzing O-glycosyl compounds. The coding region runs from base 68 to 3097 and encodes 1009 amino acids. Gene Ontology annotation, biological process: fibroblast growth factor receptor signaling pathway; carbohydrate metabolic process.